AUGAUGGAGCCCCUGCACAUUAAAACACCGGUGUUAGAAAGUCAUCCUAUGACAAAAAUAGCAGGAUUUCCAGUAUACUUAAAACUUGAGAAUGUACAACCAGUGGCAUCGUUCAAGAUUCGAGGACUUGGAAAUUUAUGUCAAAAGGUUGGACAAAAACUUAACAAUUAGUAAGCUUAAUUAAGAAACGCUGUUUUCCCGCUUAAACGUCUGUCGUCACUUUUAUAAAUAUGAUUCACCGAUGAUUGAACACUCGAUUUGGCAUUUCUUUAUUUAAGGGCUAUCUUCCACUCCUGGGAUUUGGAACCUGACGAGCAUUUUUCUCCUUAAGAAAUCCAUUCACAAAAAUAACACGUGUCAACAUAGGGACAAUACUGUGUCCUUAGCUGGCAAAUGAUCAUGGGGAAGAAUUUUUCUUAUUCCCGCGAUGGUGGGGUGGGGGUGGGGGAAGAUCUAGGAUUUUGAUUCAGAGGCCUCAGAUACAAGGAAGAGGUUGCAACGGUAACUGAACUAACUGUAUUUGGAGCAGGAAGAGGUGCAAGGGUUCUAGGGGCACUUUCCAUUUUAUUUACCAAGAAAUUCUGGAAAUUUCAUUUGGAUUGUUAAUGGAACACACAUUUUCCGGGGGUUCCACUGGAAAAUUCCCGGAAAUAAGUGGAACUUUGAAAUGGUAGUCCUGUUUUCCUGCUGGAACUUUCGGGUGGAAAUGCAUGUGCAAUUUACGAGUUUUCUGGCAUGUAAUCACCUGUUCCAGGCUAUUCACAGUGAUAACUGUGCCACCAUCUUGAAUUUGGUGACGAGAGCGUAAACGACUGCAACUUGAGUGAAAUGGAACACGUUCUUCACUCGAUGGACCUUUCCACAGAAGUUUCUGAAAGUUUUUGGUAAAUGGACAAUGCCCUUGAUCUGCCCCUAUUUCUAUAAUUAUAAGCCUUUCAUUGUAACUAUGACGUCAAAGACAUUCCUAUCACAUCUCAAUUUUACUCUGAGCUUCUUAAAUGGUGGUCCGAUUUUCGAGAGGAAUUUGACACAGAGAGAGAUCAACAAAAUAUAGUAUGGAAUAACAAAGAGAUACGGAUAAAUAAUAAGCCUGUAUUUUACAAAAACUUUUUUGAGUCUGGUAUAAUCUAUGUAAAUGAUCUUUUAUUACAUUUAAACAACACGGAUUCGUUUAACAUUAUUUCAAAGAAAAUUAGUAGAAUAAAUGUCUUAAUAUGGGCUGGACUCCGACACUCUGUACCUUCACAUUUGAAAACAACUAAUCGUACUUUUUCUAUGACCCCCCUCUCUUUUAGAAUUGAUAACAAGGAUUUUGAUGCGCUGAAAAAGAAGUCGAAAGAUUAUUACCUAUUGAUUAAAAGCAGAAAAGCACAGUUUCCAAAUAAUUCACGAUUUCUGAAACAUGAUUUUAACUUAACCGAUGAUCAACUGAAAAAAGUUUUUAUCCUGCCUCAUAAUCUAGCCUUCGAACCAUAUGUUAGAGCUUUUCAGUACAAGAUUCUUAAUUCUAUAUUAUACACUAACAGCAAAUUAUAUAAGAUAGGUUAUACUGCGGAUGAUAAAUGUUCUUUCUGUGAAUCAGAACCAGAAACGCUACCUCAUUUCUUCUUCCAUUGUGUGUACUCCCAGCUUUUCUGGAAACAGUUCGAAUCCUAUUACUAUUCUUUAACAAAGGAAUUCUUUCACCUUACUCUGCAAGACGUAUUGAUAGGAAUAAUAACCUCUAAAUGCCCCUUACUCAAUUAUUUGUUACUGAUUGCUAAGGUAUAUCUUUGGGAUUGUAGAAGGUCUGAAACGCUUCCAAAUAUAACUGGUUUCAAGCUAAAGGUCAAAAAUAAAUAUGAGACAGAGAAAUAUAUAUGUAUUAAAAACAAUACAAUAGAAAAAUUUACUAGGAAAUGGGCGAUAACCUCUGGCUCUGUGCUUCUAUAAGUUAGGUUUAGUAUUAUUAUAAUUGUCGUUGCAUUAUAUUGUUACUUUUAAGAUACUGUGUACUAGUAAGUAGGCACUGUGUAAUUGUUAUGCUUUGGUUACUGCGUAAGUGUGUAAGUAAGUUUACUUUAGUAAGUAGGCACUGUGUAAUUGUUAUGCUUUGGUUACUGCGUAAGUGUGUAAGUAAGUUUAUUUUAGUAUUAUUAGUGUAAUAGUAAGUAUGCACUGUGUAAUUGUAGUUUUAUAGGAAAUAAACAGACAUAUUAAAUAUAAAAAUAAAAAAAAAAGCCUUUGGAGGGUUAUUCACUCUUUGGGACUUCAAAGUUCUUCUUCUUGUGAAUUCAGUUACACAUUAGUGUCAACUGAUUUAUCUGAGAUGAAAAAUCUUAAAGGACAAUUAACACACACAAAGGGAGAUUGAUUUGCCACUUCCUUCCUUUCUUUUUAUUAUUUACAGGCAAUGCAAAGAGGUUGCAAUCACAUGGUUUGUUCAUCAGGUAUAACUUUUAUAUAUGUGGGUCAAAUUUGAUUUCAGGUAAAAAUUUCUUAACUUAGGUUGAUUCUCAAGUUUUCUUUGUCUCCUGGGGCAAGCUAAGGAAACAAGGAAAAUUGAGAAUCAAUCUAGCUUGAACCAAAACUAACCGAAAAUCAUAUAAUAUUUUGACUCAUCUAAUGUAUCCAUAACACUUCUACUGCAUAAGGUUUCCCCAGGUGGAAAAGCUUGAGUCUUGAUUAGUCCAGUUGAAAAGGUUGCAGACCAGCAAGGCUCAAUUGGUUCAGGCAUUUAAACAAAGCCCUUAGCUCACCAUUCUUAAAUCAGUUCCAUAGCUUAUCAUUCUUGCCAUUAAAAAAGAUGUCAAGUUAAGGGAGGAAUACUGCAGGUAUUUGCCUGUUUUCCUGGGUGUGGUUUUAAAACUGUCUAGUUUGGCAUAUAGGAUAAAAAAUAUCAGCAAGUUUUGGUCUAUAAAAGUAUGUCAUUGUAUACUGGGAAAGAUAAGUAGGUAACUUAAUAAAUGUAGAAUAGGAAAUGAAGUGUUUUGCCAUAAAGGUCCUGGCAUCCUGCACAUAAGGUGAUGCACUACCACAGAAAUAUUUGGAUUACCACCUUGGGGAAAUGUCAUGCUGACAACCAUGUGGUUUCAAAAAGUUCAACUUUGAUCAAAAUUUUAAAUGAGGUUUCAGAAACUGUUUUGUCCUCUAUUUCACUGUAGGAGGUAAUGCUGGGCUAGCAGCAGCUUAUUCAGCAAGGAAGCUCAAAAUCCCAUGCACCAUAGUGGUACCUGGAACAACACCAAUGUUUAUGGUGGAAAGACUGCGAGAAGAAGGGGCCACGGUUGAAAUAUGUGGUGAUGUGAGUUGUUUGUAUGUCACGUGAUAAGUAGAUUAGCCAUCAGUACAUUAGGUAAAGGGCAGUCCGAACGAGCGGAUCCAGGGGAGGUAGAUUGGGUGGGUUGGCUUAUCACUUCCCCCCAUUUUGGCCAGCUAGUAUGUUUGUUGGAACAAUUUUUUUGCACUUUCCUCCUGUGUUGCAGGUAAUGCCAUGUACUGCCAGCGAGAGGACACAAUUUUGGGGUAGCCAUUUUGUUGGGUUGUAAGAAAUUGCAGUGGUACAGCUUCCUAUGAAUCCUUUGGGGAAAUGAAAACCCAGAUAAGCCCUUAGGUGCUGACAAAUGGGUCCACUGUCACACAUUCCCAACUUCUUCAUACUAUUCAUUGUUUUCUGGCUUUUACACUGAUAGAGACAUUUUUUAAUGUUGUCAUAGUCUUGGGAUGAUGCUGAUGCCCUGGCGGUGAAGCUUGCUAAACAACCAGGUAAUUUGAAGUUUCUGCUUUUAUUAUUGUCAUCAAAAAAUCAAAAAUUGAUAACUGCUACUGACUACAUGUAGUUAUGAAGUUGGAACCAUUUCUUUUAAGUUACUUAGCUGCAGCUGUGGUGUUUUUUCUUUUCAGGCUAUGCUUAUAUUCCGCCCUUUAAUCACCCUGAUGUCUGGUAUGUCAUGGUUUUUAAUGACCGGUAGAUUUUUUGGUAAAGGUUAUAGUCACUAGAGUUCUGUGUUUUACUUAGAGUUUUCAAACUAAUAUUGCCUCACUGAGCUACCUUUAACCACCACUAUGGAAUUUUUGUGAUAUGUCUCUUAGCAGCAGUGAACAAUGGAAGGCGGCUGUAUCUGUGGGCUAGGCUAGAGUUAACCUUAGAGUGGUUUUCAAUUCAUUUGAUAAAUCAUGGAUCAAACUCCAUUUCCUCAUGGGUUUUACUUUUAUCAGCUCUUUGCUUUUCAUUGGCUUUAAAAAUUUUCACCUCUACUCAAACAAGUUGUGAGUCAUUUUCUUUUAUUCCUUGUUCCAUUUGUGUACGAAUAGCUUUUUUCUAAUGGCUUUAUAAAAAAUUAAUGUCAUUGAAUGAGUACUCUUAUAUUUAUUCAAAUGAAGCCUUUGCCUAUCUUGGACAUUCUCUCUUCAGGGAGGGUGUGGCAACUGUCAUUCAUGAAUCAGCAGAACAGCUACCCGAGAAGCCAAGUGUGGUCGUGGUGUCUGUCGGGGGUGGUGGACUUAUGUCUGGUGUACUACAAGGCAUGCAUGAUGUUGGAUGGGCUGAUGUCCCACUUAUUGCCAUGGAAACCAAAGGUGCAGAUAGUUUUGAUGCAGCUGUUCAGGCAGGGGAACUUGUUACCUUAGAUGCCAUCACAAGGUUUGUUUGAAAAUCUUCUAAUCCAAAGAUGGACCAAGGCAAUGUGUUUUUAAAGUAACUCUCACUUAGUACUGCGCAUUUAACACUUAUGUCAUGCCAGAUUUUCACUACUGGUACCAAAAGCAUUGUACAGUAGAAUAAAACUUUCCUACUUGUUUGUUUUUACCUAGGCCAAUUAUAUAAAGGAAAAUCUUUUGGCAUAUCCUUGUUAUAGAUAGAGGUGAGCAGAUCUAUUGGACCUAAGCUGGGUUACCAGUGUGGCAGGCAUUGACAGGGUUGGGGAAGGAACUUAGGGAAAAGAGAGGAAGGAUUUUUGAUUUUCUUGGGGGCGUCUCGUGGGCGUAAUCAAACCAACCACGCGAAUAUCAGGGGCGCGAACCACUUGGUACAUGCUAAAAAAGCAGAGUAGAUUUAAUAUCUGAUCGCUCUGUUUUGUUAUCUGUACCCGUUGCCAGAUUAGCCCAGACGUGACUGAUAUAACAGGAGACAGAGAAUUGUGUUUUAAAGUAAAUUAGUCAUUACAAAAUGUCCUGUUCUUCUUUUUAACAGCGUGGCAAAGUGCCUUGGUGCAAGGACUGUGGCCGCUAAAGCGCUGGAAUGGACUCAGGAUCACAAAAUUAUUAAUCACGUGUGCAGCGACCAGGAAGCUGUGUUAGCUUGCGAACGAUUUGCAGGUGAAAAGGGUCUUGUUGUAUGGUGCAUAAGUGGUUAGCUUACUGCUUUGAUGAAAACUUCAACCUUCCUUACGAACGCACUCCACCUCCCCGCCAAAAGCCGGAAAUUUCGCCAGGAGCGGUCUGAGACUUUUUCGGAAAAACCCGUUGAGCCUUAAAAAAAAUUCGAUGGACUUAUAGCUUGUGCGGGAUCGUGAAAAGAGAAAACGUACCAUCUUGAGAUUUCAAAAUGUGAUGAAUAUUAAUACCAGCAAAAUGCGCAUCGUAUAAAGAAGCGAAGCGAAGUGAACUUGUCAUGGAAAGUGACCGGGGAAAAUUUUCCAAGUGUGAUCCUCUGCACGAAUUUGUUUUCGGCCAUGAUUAACUCUCAAAAGACACUUAAAAUGGAAGGCAGACAGCUGAGGCCCUGUACGUGGUGGUAGAAUACUGAUGAGGCAAGUUAACAUUCACACAUCAAAAGAUACAGUUUGUCUUGUUUUCAUUAAUUGAAGCAACAUUAGCGUCGAGGAAACCUCCCUGUACAGUUUUUCAAACACAAAAUAUGCGUAUGAAACGGGGAACGUUCUUUUUGCGAGGUUUUUUCGUAGUUCCAGUAUGCAUGAUGGUUUUAGGUUUUUGACUCCACCGCUGCAUCGCUUUUCUAAUGGUCCGUCCCCCAAGAAUGUGGCAUGGUAUAAAUUCAGCCAGGAAUCUCAGGGAUGUAUAGUUCAGAAUUCAUGAGAAUUUGGCAACAACAGACCUCUAAGAGGCCUUUAAAAGUUGAAUACCGUAUUUGGAUAACCAACGGGUAGCCCCCCCUUUCAUGUCAAAUGAAUAUUAAGGCACGGGAAAUGUCGCUGAUUCCGCGAGAAGACGUGACGUUCGAGAGAAGAGAGGAGUUGGUUGUUUACCAUUUACAAACAUUUUCCGGGAAAUCCGGUGGAAAGUAAAUGGAACAAGAAUUUUUGGGUCUUCCCAACGGAAAAUUUCCGGGAGCAACGGAACAUCUGAAAUGGUGGUCUUGUUUUUCCCCAUGGAAUAUUCCAAACGGAAAUUCGUGUUCCAUUCCUUCAAAGCCAUCUUUGAUACCAGUUACAGGCCUUCGCGGCUUUUUUCGGUAAAUGGAACUGAUUUGUACAAAUGAUAAAGGCGAUUCCGGCACGAAAUUUACCAGUCCUGAACUUUGCGAACCAUUUAUCCACACCAUGAACCGAAUGGUUUACCCAUGUAAAUGGUAAACAACCAACGUGACCACGUAUGUCGGGUUUAGCCGCCAUUUUCUUUGUUGGCUGGAAAAACUAAGGUGUGAUUUCCGAAACCCCACAAAAUUGCAACCUUUGAUGCAAAAAGUAAAAGCUUUUUUCCAGGGCAGAAGAACUUGGUUUUUUGGAUAAAAAGCUCUUUUCUUAUGAGCUUCAUGAGGAGUAGCGAAAACUAAAUUAAAGUUUGCUCGCGAGUGUUAUAAUUCACUCUGCCUUAGGGACCGGUCAUUAUUUAUGUGGGGGGAAGGGGGGGAAAAAUCAUGGGGUGGGCCAGGCCUAUUUUUUUUAGAGAAAAGGGGUGGGUCCAAAGAGAAUUUCACGAUGAUUGGGGGUGGGUCAUUGUGUGUUUUGUAAAGAAUCACACUCACUACAAUUCAUGUGGAAGAUCUAAAUAAAUUCUAAUGCAAUGCUGGAUAUAAAAUAUAACACAACUGGAUGACACAUGUAGCAAUCCAACCUAAGUAUGGAGAAUCAAAGAUUUGGGCACUAAAUAUCAAUAAAUACACAUAAGCCCUAUUGAGAAGGCUUGCAUGCUUCUUUUUCUUAAUAUAACUGUCUGGGAACUUUUACUACCUGAAGCGUGAACAGCUAGAAAUCAUUAUUGGUGUCAAUAAUGGAUUAUUGAAUUCAUUAUUCAACUUAGUGAAAUCAAAUUUUUCCAAUUUUCAAAUCAAAAACAGUUUGAAAAUUCGUUUUUNAUUAAAUUUUUAUGUUACGCUUGCCCCCGUCAAUAAAAAAGCAGAUUAUGUUAAACUCCUUCCGAUUUGAAUAUUGCAAAAAUUAUUUUUUCAAUAAUCGAUUAAUGAAAUCAAUAAUGAUGACUAGCUGUUCACGCUUCAGGCAGUAUGACUGUAAUAUGGAGCUAUUGAGCUCCUUUUUGUGACCAUCUAAAAAGCAAGGAUUGUCAACUCUCCAAUACUCUUUUAAUUGUAUUAUCAACAAGUUCAAACGCAUCCAUUGCAAAUAGUCCUUGAUUCCUCAUAAUGUGCAAAUGUUCGACGGCACUUCUCUUCAACCUCUUAUAGAGGUAUAGAUUGAAGGGGGUUGGGGGUGGGUCACCUCUUAUAUAAAGUUAUAUGGGGGUGGGUCAAGAAUUAACUAAUGCGCUUGAAGGGGUGGGUCACGUUUUUUCUUUCAUGCUAAAACAAAAAAAAUCCCCCCUACCCCCCCACAUAAAUAAUGACCGGUCCCUUAGAGCUAACGUUCGGUCCUCCGACGGUCUCAUGAAUCUCUUUCUUUUAGCCAAACUUUCUCUCAGUCAAGCCAAGUUAGUUCAUUGUAUCUAUGUUUUUAUUAAAUGUUAGUGUUAUCAAACAUAAAACUCAAGUUUUUUUUUCGUUUUCAGACGACCACCGCAUGCUUGUUGAACCGGCGUGUGGUGCAUCGCUUGCCUGUGUGUAUGAACGUCUUUUCAAGGUCUGGCAGGACCAGGGAAAGCUUGGAGAAUUAAAAUCAGCUCUCGUGAUAGUCUGCGGCGGAAAUAUUGUCUCUUUGAAUGCGCUGAAGGAAUGGAAAGAGAAACUUGGACUUAGUUAACUUUGUCAGUUCAUUGUAUAUAAUCCGAAACCUGAGUCUUUGGAAAAACUCAGAAAUAAUUUAGAAACUCUUUAGGUUAUUAAUCAUAAUCUUCCAUUUUUAUGAGGUUUUACUUCGGGUCAACUUUCAGGCAAUUGUUUCGGGCAUCGUUGCUGGGUACGCGCCAGUCAGCUAUCUUAUUGGCCAUUUUUUGCCCCGUGACAGUCCCAGAGGUCUUUGCGAACGUUAACUCGCCCUUUCUUAAAGUGGAAAAUUGACGUCGGAAAUUAGUAAUGGUAACAGGACUGAGUGGAGUCCAAUUCGGUCUGUAAUCAUACGAGUGAUUAACAAAAUCGGACGACCGCGUAGCGGGAGUCCGAUUUGUUUAAUUACGAGUAUGAUUACAGACCGAAUUGGACGACACGAAGUUCUGUUACCAAUUAAUCAUAACUUUAACAAAAUUUGUGAUAUAUAGGGCUCUUUUUAAAUCAAAACACAAGAAAUUCCAAGAUUUUUUCGCUAGCCAUGAAAAAAAAAGCCAUUUAAGCGCGCGCGUGAUGGCGCGUACUGUCCAAUUACUUAGGCAAGACGCGUACUGUCCUAUUAAGGCUGAAAUCAGGGCAGUUGAGAACCAAUCAGAUUUGAGAAUUUUGUUAUAGUUAUGAUUACUCGUUGAAAUAGGGUUGACGUUGUAUUAGCGGGACGGGUAAUCUUUAUUUAUGCAAAGCAACUGUUAUAGUAACUAAUGCUGGUAUCCAUGGGCU
This is a messenger RNA of Porites evermanni, 8815 nucleotides long. Lineage: Eukaryota; Metazoa; Cnidaria; Anthozoa; Scleractinia; Poritidae. The record is from the annotation of a GenBank genome assembly.